Tripterygium wilfordii is the source of this 933-nucleotide messenger RNA. RefSeq lists its product as uncharacterized. The record is from RefSeq and is a predicted model, not a curated record. Bases 37 to 786 code for a protein of 249 amino acids. NCBI's taxonomy places the organism in Eukaryota, Viridiplantae, Streptophyta, Magnoliopsida, Celastrales, Celastraceae. The transcript has a single exon.
CCAACAGCACCAUCAAACAGAAAACAGAACGCAAAGAUGUCCGGUGGGGUUGGUCCAACAUGCAACGACAUAAGCCUGCCAAAGGAGCAAGAACAAGAGCAUAAGGUUCAAAAUGACGACUCAAAGUCCCUUAAGAGCGUCAAAACUCCUACAACCCAACAAAAAGCUGGUUUUCUCAGCUUUCAACAACUCAACUCUCUUGCUGUUAUGAUUGUCUUAUCUGCAAGUGGAAUGGUAAGCCCUGAAGACAUUGCUUUUGUCCUACUUUCUAUCAUCUACGUCUAUUUCCUGUCCAGAGUUGCAUUCCCUUCUCUUCAACCUGGAAGAGAGAGCUCAGUUUUUGAUGUCAAAAACAAGGUUCUACGACUAUAUGUGCUCGUUGGUGCCAUAAUUGGGCUUCUUCUACCAAUUGGGUAUAUAUUUGAAGGGAUCUAUGAGGGUGAUAAGGAGGGGAUCAAGGCAGCAGCCCCACAUGUCUUUCUCUUGGCCAGUCAAGUAUUCAUGGAAGGGCUUGCUUUUUCAGGCAAGUUUUCGUUACCUAUAAGAGCUUUUGUGCCUGUGUGUUAUAAUUCAGUGAGGAUGUAUGCCAUUCUGGAUUGGUUGAGGAAUGAGAUCUCAAAGGGGGAGGAAGAGUAUGGAGGAUCUACAAGAAGGCUGUACGUUGGGAUGAUUCUUGCUAUUGCUAAUCUGGCUUUUUGGUCCUUCAACCUCUUUGGGUUCUUGUUGCCUGUUUAUCUUCCUAAGGCUUUCAAGAGGUACUACUCAGACCCUAAGAUGAGAGAUUGAUGCCCUGCUGGUUGGGAAGCAGAGGAAGAACAGGUUUUCUGCGUGUGAUGUAUAUUUAUGUUUUCUCAGUUUCUUAGAAUUUCCUUAUGCAGACAAUGUAUUAUGUUGCUGUUGGUAAUAUACACCCAGAGCAAUUAAAACCGUCAA